AUGGCAACAUCAGACAACAUGACAAGCGUUCCAGCUGCACCUACCGCCCUCAAGCCUACACCUGCAGGAUCAGGAUUGACUGCUGGAGAGUGGACUGGCGUUGCAAUUGGUGGUUUCGUAGUCGUUGUGAUCGGCCUAAUUCUGGCUUGGCUGAGAUUUGGAUUCGGUGAUAAUGUCAUUGGUAGAUGCCGAGGUCGUCGAAAUGGAGAGGGGCGGCAGUCGCACUCAAACAGAGAAGAGGACGGCGGUGAACAAGGGAUUCCAAACAUACCUUCUACUUCAGCAGGGAAGACGAACGCGACUAGGUCAAAGGCAGAACAAAGACGAGCUGAGCGAGCUGCUGGACGAAGGUGUAGGAAGGCCUUAAAGGAAAUAUACACUAGUACGGGAAGCUAUGUGCAGAUGCUUCCAUGGGUCGAUGACGACAAAAGGCAUAUCAUGGACAUCUACACAAAGCUACAAUUGAAAAAGGGUGAUAACGAUUUGAAGGGAGAGGUACAAUCGUAUUGGGAUAUUUUCAAACUCAAAACAAGUCAAGGUCAUUCAAUUAUACGGGCAAUUUUAAGAGGAUGGGCUGGUUUAGGGAAAACGACUCUUAUUGAGAAAAUUGCUUACGAUUGGGCUUGUGGCACUGUCAAUGCACUGAAAAAGUAUAAGCUUGUUUUUGUGUUGAAAAUGCAUUCCCUGCAACAAAAGUCGGAUGUGAUUGAAGCGGUGUUUGAUCAGUUGUUAGAUGAAAAGACCAUAAAUAGAGAAGAUUUGAAAUCAUUCAUUAAAUCCAACCCCGAAGACGUUCUGUUUCUGUUGGAUGGAUUCGAUGAAUUCAAGUCCACCAAACUUGAUAAGACGGAGUUUGGUUCGAUCCUCAAAAUGCUUAAUCGAAAGGGGGAGUACAAAAAAUGCGUUGUACUUGUGACAACUCGUCCAUCACACUAUGACAAACUGGUAAAAAACUCUUUGAUUGAAAAACCGUUUGCUCUUGUGGAAGUGUUGGGGUUUAGCAAGGACGAUAUUAAAGAAUAUGUGCACAAAUAUUACUCACAAGAACUGCCCAAAGCUAAAGGACUUCUGGAGAGGAUUACUUCAUCAGAUGUUCUUACAGAUUUAGCGCAAAGUCCAAUGCUGUUGUUGUUAAUGUGUUUGUUAUGGAGUGAGAGUGCUACACUCCCUGACACCAUGUUCCGGCUUUAUAACGAGGCACUGCGUUACAUAUUUAAACGUAAGACACAAAUGUCAACAGAAGAAAUAUCCAAGUUUAUUAUUGCAAUUGGGAAGGUUGGUUUGGAUGGCCUACUUUCAUCUGAUCAAAAGCUAUCAUUUCCAGAGGAGGAUUUUGAGUCGGAUGUGCUUGAUAUGGCCAUACGAGCUGGCAUCCUCACCAGCCAGCGAGAAUUUCCGAACGACGUGUCACGAUUAAUUUCCUCUCUACGCUUGAAAGAAAUGACGCAGCUUAACAUCGUGCGUUUUAAUGAAUGCGUCCCGACGAGGAGUGACAUGGAGCACAUUAUUGGGGAACUGGGUAAUCUGCCAAACCUUGUUGAAUUGGAUCUGUCUGGCAGACGCACCCUUGCAGGAUCAGAUCAGCCAUGGUCUCAUUUGAAGGAUAUCAAAACCCUCAACACACUGGCCUUGCAGCAAUGCGGAUUGAAAGAGGAUGACUUGGAGCACAUUGCCGUUGGGCUAAGUAAUCUGCCCAACCUUGUUGAAUUGGAUCUGUCUUACAAUGAGACCCUUGCUGGGUCAGGUCGGUCAUGGUCUCACUUGAGGGAAAUUAAAUCCCUCAACAAACUGAACCUGAGAUGCUGCAAAUUGGGAAGUGAUGACUUGGAGCCCAUUGCCGUUUGGCUGAGUAAUCUGCCGAACCUUGUUGAAUUGGAUCUGACUGGCAAUGAGACCCUUGCUGGGUCAGGUCGGUCAUGGUCUCACUUAAGGGAAAUUAAAUCCCUCAACAAACUGAACCUGAUAUCCUGCAAUUUGCAAAGUGAUGACUUGGAGCCCAUUGCCGUUGGGCUGAGUAAUCUGCCGAACCUUGUUGAAUUGGAUCUGACUGGCAAUAAGACCCUUGCUGGGUCAGGUCGGGCAUGGUCUCACUUGAGGGAAAUUAAAUCCCUCAACAAACUGAACCUGAGAUACUGCAAAUUGGGAAGUGAUGACUUGGAGCCCAUUGCCGUUGGGCUGAGUAAUCUGCCGAACCUUGUUGAAUUGGAUCUGUCUGGCAAUGAGACCCUUGCUGGGUCAGGUCGGGCAUGGUCUCACUUGAGGGAAAUUAAAUCCCUCAACAAACUGAACCCGAGAUGCUGCAAAUUGGGAAGUGAUGACUUGGAGCCCAUUGCCGUUGGGCUGAGUAAUCUGCCCAACCUUGUUGAAUUGGAUCUGUCUGGCAAUGAGACCCUUGCUGGGUCAGGUCGGGCAUGGUCUCACUUGAGGGAAAUUAAAUCCCUCAACAAACUGAACCUGAGAUCCUGCAAAUUGCAAAGUGAUGACUUGGAACCAAUUGACAUUUGGCUGAGUGAUCUGCCCAACCUUGUUAAAUUGGAUCUGUCUCGCAAUGGGACCCUUGCUGGGUCAGGUCGGGCAUGGUCUCACUUCAGGGAAAUUAAAUCCCUCAACAAACUGGACUUGAGCAGCUGCGGAUUGAAAAGUGAUGACUUGGAGCUCAUUGCCGUAGGGCUGAGUAAUCUGCCCAACAUUGUUGAAUUGGAUCUGUCUGACAAUGAGACCCUUGCUGGCUCUGGGAUCCAGACGACACCCACCACCACAUACAACUAUCCACAGCCUGGUACUCAACACAGCAAGAAACCAGUUGAUGACGUCAUUGCCCUGGACGCUAAGUCCAAUUGUCUGACCAACAACAACGGUUAUCAGAAUGGAAAAGCUAAGACACAGAAGGAAGAUUAG
Messenger RNA from Patiria miniata (bat star), 2898 nucleotides. Its product is annotated as NLR family CARD domain-containing protein 4-like. The transcript has 6 exons. The record is from RefSeq and is a predicted model, not a curated record. NCBI's taxonomy places the organism in Eukaryota, Metazoa, Echinodermata, Asteroidea, Valvatida, Asterinidae. The coding region runs from base 1 to 2898 and encodes 965 amino acids. Gene Ontology annotation, molecular function: protein binding.